AUGUCCAGCUUGGAGACCGUACCAGAAAGCGACCCCCGAACUCAGUCCCAACAUGCUCCAUCUCCGAUGGAUGCUGCAAAGUCCAUGUCUAGCGAUAAAGAGCCGGUAAGAGGAGAGGCUCUGAUUUAUGCCGAAAUCAAGACGAAUGUCAAGAUUGAAAGCGAGCAACACUUUCUCACCGCAUUCUCCUACCAUCUUGCUGCGAGAUACAACCGUCAUCCUUCCUCUACCGUCAUCUCCCUGCAUCAUGGCCAGCGCCUCCUCUUUGGCGGCUCCAUGGAUCCUGCCUACACUCUCACCAUCACUGCCCUCGCCUCCGAAGUCCAGCCCGCCACCAAUAAGCGCAACGCUGCUGUCCUUCAGAAGCACUUGGAAGCUGUGCUCCGUGUUCCUCCUGCUAGAGGGAUGGUGCGCUUCAUCCCGGUGGCAGAAGAGUGUCUCGCGUGGGGGAGCAAGACUGUCGCGGGGAGGAUUUCAGAAGCUGUGGCUGGGGAUGGGGAUGGCGAGAGAGAAAGAAACAAGGUGCAGGAGAGGCGAAGACUUAAGACGCUCUCACUGAAGAGAACCUCGCCGGCGAACGUUACCUCUUCAAAUACGCAGUCUCAAGGUCUUGCACAGCAAGCAAAAAAUUCCAUUGUCGACUCAAAUGCCCGGGUAGAGCCUACUGAUGUGGUUGGAGGAGAGGAAAGUGUUAAGGUAGUUAGGAAGAAGAAGAGCAUCAUUCAUACGCUGUUUAGGACGUCGAGGGUUGAGGAUGAGGAUCCCUCUGGAUCUUGA
Molecule: messenger RNA, 777 nt
Organism: Trichoderma breve
Lineage: Eukaryota; Fungi; Ascomycota; Sordariomycetes; Hypocreales; Hypocreaceae
Product: macrophage migration inhibitory factor (MIF) domain-containing protein
Exons: 4
Coding region: 1-777 (258 amino acids)
Molecular function (GO): phenylpyruvate tautomerase activity
Source: RefSeq, a predicted model, not a curated record